Pocillopora meandrina is the source of this 363-nucleotide messenger RNA. The record is from the annotation of a GenBank genome assembly. NCBI's taxonomy places the organism in Eukaryota, Metazoa, Cnidaria, Anthozoa, Scleractinia, Pocilloporidae.
AUUAGACCAUUCCAACUAGGAAAAAGAGUAUGGGAACAGGCCACAGUGGCAAAAAGACAUGACGAAAGUUCCUAUGAAGUCGAGACGGAGAAAGGGACCUACCGAAGGAACAGGGCAGACCUUCGUGAGCAGCCCAUACCACAGAGGUCCCCACAGCGGACACCACCAGUCCAACAAACCUCUGAACAGACACCGUCAGACACUCCAAACAAGAAUCAGGAAAAGAUUCAAGCUGGGGCCAACAGCACCCAGGAAGGAUCGGUCCAGUCGGGGGCCAAUCAGCAAGUAGUACAUGCUCCUGCAGCACAGCGCCCCAAAAGGACCGUCAGAGAACCUGCCUACCUAAAAGACUACUUGCACUAA